AAAUAAAUAUUUAUGAUCAUUGCAAAAUGGCCAUUCCAGUAAAGGAUGUGACAUUGCCCAAAGAAAUUCCAGAAUUAUUGUUAGAAAAACAUGCCAGCUACCUUCUUUCCUAUGGAAUGAAUAAGGAAGAUUACAUCUAUUGUAUGACUGAGCAUCUCAGAGUUUCUGGAAUGUAUUGGGGAUUGACUGCACUAGAUCUAAUGGGCUACUUGGAAAAGACGAAUAAAGAGGAAGUCUUGGAGUUUAUUAAAAAAUGUCAACAUGACUGCGGUGGAAUAAGUGCAAGUAUCAGUCAUGAUCCACAUGUACUUCACACGCUUAGUGCUAUUCAGAUUUUGUGUAUCUAUGAUUCCCUUGAUGUUAUUGACAUUGAAAAAGUUGUAAAGUACAUUAAAGAAAGACAACAGCCUGACGGAAGCUUCACAGGCGACAUAUGGGGUGAAGUAGACACAAGAUUUUCAUUUUGCGCCGUUGCGUCUUUAGCUCUAUUGAGACGUCUUGACGCAAUAAACGUUGAUAAGACUGUUGAAUUCAUAGUAAGUUGCAUGAACUUUGAUGGUGGUUUUGGUUCUAAGCCUGGCUCUGAAAGCCAUGCAGGUUUAAUUUACUGUUGUCUUGGAACUUUGUCUAUAACUGGCCACUUACAUUUAAUAGAUCCAGUAAGAUUGAGCUGGUGGCUCUGUGAAAGACAAUUACCCUCAGGAGGUCUAAACGGAAGACCAGAGAAACUGCCAGACGUGUGUUAUUCGUGGUGGGUCCUUUCCUCAAUGUCAAUUUUAGGAUGUCUACAUUGGUUCAAUAAGCAAAAAUUGAUAGAAUUCAUUCUCUCUUGUCAAGACACAGAAACCGGUGGAUUUAGCGAUAGGCCAGGUGACAUGGUCGAUCCUUUCCACACAUUAUUCGGUUUGGCCGCGGUAUCCAUGCUAGGUGCUGACAAAACACUAAAAGAAAUCAAUCCUACGUUCUGCAUGCCAGAGUAUGUGAUACAACGAUUAGGCUUGAAGCCAGAGCGCCUAGCCGACCAGUAAAAUUGUAAUUUAUAAACUGAAAAGACAAUUUAUCCCAAUUGUAAGAU
Molecule: messenger RNA, 1075 nt
Organism: Copidosoma floridanum
Lineage: Eukaryota; Metazoa; Arthropoda; Insecta; Hymenoptera; Encyrtidae
Gene: betaggt-II
Product: geranylgeranyl transferase type-2 subunit beta
Biological process (GO): protein geranylgeranylation
Cellular component (GO): Rab-protein geranylgeranyltransferase complex
Molecular function (GO): Rab geranylgeranyltransferase activity
Source: RefSeq, a predicted model, not a curated record